AUAAAUAAUAUCCUAUUUAAUUACCUAAAUAACUUUUAUAUAGCUUAUCUAAAUAAUAUUUUUAUUUAUUCUAAUAAUAAGUUAGAAUAUAAACUUUAUAUAAAAAAACGCAAAUUUUAUAUUAUAUAUAUGAAAUACCUUGGGUUUAUUAUCUUUAUAAAAAGUAUUAAAGUUAAUCUUAAGAAAGUUAUAAUUAUAAAGAAUUAG
This is a messenger RNA of Hyaloscypha bicolor E, 207 nucleotides long. RefSeq lists its product as uncharacterized. Lineage: Eukaryota; Fungi; Ascomycota; Leotiomycetes; Helotiales; Hyaloscyphaceae. The transcript is spliced from 2 exons. The record is from RefSeq and is a predicted model, not a curated record. The annotation marks the transcript as partial.